GUACUCCUCGCCUAGUCAUCAGUCUUAGUUUGUUGACAAAGACACCCAAGACACAUUGCCACAAUAUCCUGGCAUGGCCAUCACUCCGCUCCCAUAAGGCAUUGAUAUUCAGCCCGACGCAGAAUUUAUGAGUCCUGAUUGAAGAUUCAAAAGUGAGUCAGUGCUUGGUUUGUGAUUCCGGCCCGUCUGACCUGACACACGCACACCAGCCAGAGUCUGAUUGGGACGAGUCCUGACCAAAACGGGUGGGCCCCAUCCCUGACGACGCUCGGGGAUGACGACCCAUGACCUCAGCCUCGCGGAUUAAGCCGACCUUCAGGCCCGUGAUUGGCCCGGGUGUGGCGUGAUCAUGGCUCAACAACCCCAAGCCCCGCCCCUGUCACCCAUGAGCGAUGGGGCCUUGCGCGCCGCUUUGGCUCAACUGAUGAGUCCAGAGCGCAUCCCGCCCAUCAAUGAGCACACUCGAGCCGGUCUGCAACGCCGGGUCCAGCGUGACCUAGACCCACGGGCCCAGACCUCGGUUCCACCCGCGAUUGAGCCCGAGCCGGUCGCCGGUCCGCCUCAGUCUUGCGUGCAAACCCUGGUUUUUUUCGAUUUAGAGGCCACGGGGUUGCGCGGGUCCAGGCCCCGCAUCACGGAGUUGGCCUUGGUCGCCAUACACGUGACAGCCUUCCGGGACUUCCAGCGAACUUUAAGUCAAAGUGAUGACCCGAGUCAAGCCCGUCCCCGCGUCUUGAAUCGAUUGAAUCUGUGUUUUCGUCCGGGGCGGCCCAUUCCUCCCUUGGUGUCGGAUUUGACCGGAUUGGAUAACCAAAACUUGGCGGACCAACCCCGCUUUUCCGACCAGACCGUGGCCUUAUUGCGUGUCUUUUUGGACCAACUCCCCGCCCCCGUGUGCUUGCUGGCCCACAAUGCUCGGGCUUAUGACGUACCUUUACUACGGGCCGAAAUCCGUCGGGCCUCAACCAACGGUCAGCCCGUUACCUUUGAUUACCCCGUAUUGGACACUCUACCCGCCCUUCGUCAGAUUUGUGCCCACCGUUCGAAAGACGAAGAGGGUCCAUCGGCGCAUUCCAGCGCCGGUCAUGGUCAUCCGGACUAUGAUGACCUCGGGGUGCGGCCGCUCGUUGACUCGGAUUCGGAGCUCGAGCUGAACCCGGAGGAGGACGACAUAACCGAUCAGGAUCUCCUGGCCGCCUCGGUGGCCACCCAUCGCGAAACGUGGGAAGGGGCCCAAACCCCAUCGCUCCCUGCCACGCCCAGCAAAGGGUUCUCCACGCCUCUAACUCCGCCCACCUCGUCGGCCAAGCGACCGCCGACGCAUAAUCACCGGGUCAAACCGACGCCGCUACCGUUCGUCGGACGGCCCGAUUCCUGCCUCGAUCCCCUCGACGUGACACCGGAUCGAGCCUGUGCCCGGAGUCCCGGUCAUAACCCGCCCCCUCCUGCCCCCAAGCGACGCAAGAAAGUCCCCGCUGACCCCGCAUCGUCGGCCAUGAAUCGAGCUAAAAAGCGACUCGACUUCGACCAACCUCCGUCUUUCAAACUCCCUCUUCUGCAUCAACACUUCUUGGGGUCUUUACCCCGCGAAUCCCACGGGGCCGAGAGUGAUUGCCUCAGCCUUUUACGCGUGUGUGCCACACAAGCAUCGGCCAUCCUGGACCUAAUCCCUAAUAGGUCCCAGACAUUGGCCAGUGCCGAACCCAUGUGGUGAAAAAUGAAUCUAUGCACCCCCCGUCCGCUUUAUUGUUGUAUGAUUGACACACGAGUUGUCAAACCUCAAAGAAUUUUACAUUCACAAAAAUAUAUAUAUAUAUACAUGUAUGUGUGUAGCUAUGAACCCGCAUUUAUUUUCAACAAUAAACAGUAUUGAAAAGUC
Tigriopus californicus is the source of this 1879-nucleotide messenger RNA. RefSeq lists its product as uncharacterized. Lineage: Eukaryota; Metazoa; Arthropoda; Copepoda; Harpacticoida; Harpacticidae. Bases 350 to 1714 code for a protein of 454 amino acids. Gene Ontology annotation, biological process: DNA catabolic process. The transcript has a single exon. Gene Ontology annotation, molecular function: nucleic acid binding; 3'-5'-DNA exonuclease activity. Gene Ontology annotation, cellular component: cytoplasm. The record is from RefSeq and is a predicted model, not a curated record.